UGGUACAUGUAGUUUCAAUACCGCGUCCGGAAGAAGGAAGUGGGCGGUUUGCGCUGGUGACUUGUAGUUGCGGGCGAGAGGUUAAUGUCGUGCUUGUCAGUGUCAAGACGAGAGAGAAGAUUUGGCAGCUGGGAAAAAAAAACUCAACAACAAAAACACGUUCGCAAUAAUGAUUGAUUAAAUAACAACACCGCAGUUAUGAGCGGUUUCACAAAGAAGACGAGCACGGAUUGUUUGCAGCUGGGUUUCCCUCUUGCACCGGGAGACAUGGAUGCAAUGACGGAGGAGGGCGAGACCAGGAGGAAGGAGCACUGGAAGCUGCUGGGCAGUCUGAAGACCACCGUGGAGGGGCUGCUGUCCACCAACAACCCCAACGUGUGGUCCAAAUACGGGGGUCUGCAGCGGCUGUGCAAGGACAUGAACAACAUCCUGAGCCACGGACUGCUACACGACGAGGUUUACUGCAAGCAGAAGGAUUACUGGCGCUUUGUGUGGUGCGUCCGCUACGUCAGCCCGCAGCUGGCACCGCACGUCGACCAGUUCAUGAACCUGGAGGAGAGGAGCCCGUGGCCUGGCCUGCAGCCCAGCGAGCGACACAAGGCAGAGCGCUGGCUUCACCACAGCCUGCAGUUCCACUGCCUGUCUGCACAGCUGCGGCCCCUGCUGCACCAGCGCAGCUACACUCGCAAAUUCUACACAGACUGUGCGUUCCUGCUGAGUGACCCCCACGUGACGGCCAUGUUCCAGUGUCUGGAGGCUGUGGAGCAGAACAACCCCAAGCUGCUGGCUCUGAUCGACACGACCAUGCUGGCCCGCAAGAAGGAGUCCCCAGUGCUGCUGAUUAAGAGUCAGAGUCUGCUGGCCUUGCCGGGGUCUGUGGGCAUCCUCCCCCACAACGGGGUGCAGCGCAGAUGCACCACCUACAACAGCCAGCAAGCAGGACAGUGCAGCCCCCUGCCUAGCACAGUAGACGGUCAGUUUGGGAGCCACAUGCAGUGCUCCAGUGCAGCCCAGUCUUGGCUCUGUGCAGACAGAGGAGUCAGUACGCUGCCCCCUGGACUGCCCAGCUUCUCUGUCACCGAGCCCUCCACUCCAGCAGGCAGCGUCCCGGCCACCUACGCCCCUGAGGACCCCUGCGGAGAGCUUGAUGAUGGGCCGGAGUACCUGGCCAUCGGGAACCUGGGUCGGCGCCGCCGCGCCUCCCACAGCAGCAGCAGCACUGGGAGCAAUGGGAGCGUGAAGGGGGAUCCUCCGGCUGUAAACGCACCCUCAUCACUGAGGUCCGCCCUCCUCAGCCUGCCCCCCCGGCGCUCCAGCUUCUCUGAGGGACAGGGGGCAGAGAGACCGGGCAGGGCCAGGAAAAGGCACGCCCGCUCACACUCCGACACAGGAGUCACACAGGCGCGGGCACCAGGAGGACACCGGGACAUCACUAUUAUAAUUGAGGACCCCAUGGCAGAGUCUCUCCCCGAGGUGCCCAGUGUGAUGGAGUAUGGUGCCUUCUCCACGCACAGCAGCGAGGUCAGCACGCCCAGCUCCCUCUACAUGGAGUCCGAGGGCUCCCAGGUCAGCAGUGUGUCGGACAGCAUGUUCCGCAGGCCCUCGGAGGGACAGUCUCUCAUCAGCUACCUCUCUGAGCAGGACUUCGGCAGCUGUGCUGAUCUGGAGAAGGAGAACGCUCACUUCAGUAUCUCAGAGUCUCUGAUCGCAGCGAUUGAACUGAUGAAGUGUAACCUGCUGAAGCGCGGGGGGCUGGGCUCUGAGGGGGAGGGGGAGGAGGAGAACGACCGUGAGAUCCUGGAGCUCAAACAGAAGAUCCGGCUCCGCAGGCAGCAGAUCCGCACCAGCCGUCUGCAGCCUCCCCCGCCGCACUCCCACAGCGCUUUCACCACCACUGACAGCGGCGGUUCCCAGCACAGCUCCCAGGAGUCCCUGCUGCGCUCAGACUCCAGUUCCAUUGACGAGGUGGAGGAGUACGAGCUCAAAGAUGGUAAUGAUGGAUCUAACCUGAUUCUAAUGUCCAAGAGCGGACUCUCUUUAUCCAUGGCUUCGUUGUUCUCAGACGCUGAUAUUAAGAGGAGCCUGACCUGCUGCAGUGGCAAGUCCUUGCUCAGCUCGGAGUCCAUCUCUCCCUCCUUCCUGCAGUCAAACUCUGCCGAGUCGGUGGCGAUGGGGUUGCUGCGGCAGUUUGAGGGGAUGCAGCUCCCUGCUGCCUCUGAGCUGGACUGGCUGGUCCCCGAGCACGAAGCCCCUCAGAAGCUGCUGCCGAUCCCGGACUCGCUGCCGAUCUCCCCGGAUGACGGCGAGCACGCGGAUAUCUACAAGCUGCGGAUCCGUGUUCGAGGAAAUCUGGAGUGGGCUCCUCCUCGGCCACAGAUCAUCUUCAACAUCCACCCCGCGCCCAAGAGGAAGGUAGUGGUGGCCAAGCAGAACUACCGCUGUGCAGGCUGUGGGAUCCGCACAGACCCAGAUUACAUCAAGCGUCUGCGCUACUGCGAGUACCUUGGGAAGUACUUCUGCCAGUGCUGCCACGAGAACUCCCAGUCCUUGGUGCCCAGCCGCGUCCUGCGCAAGUGGGACUUCAGCAAGUACUACCUGAGCAACUUCUCCAGAGAUCUGCUGGCCAAGAUCUGGGGUGACCCCCUCUUCAAUGUGCAGGACAUCAACAGUGCCCUUUACAGGAAGGUCAAGGCGUUAGAGCAAGUGCAGCUCCUGAGAAUGCAGCUGGUCCACAUGAAGAACAUGUUCAAGACCUGCCGGCUAGCUAGGGAGUUGCUGGAGCAGUUUGACCGGGAGCCGGGUCACCUGACUGAGGACCUGCACCUGUACUCUCUGAGUGACCUGAGCGCCGUGCGCAAGGGGGAGCUGUCCCCCCGCCUGCGAGAGCUGGUGCGCCUGGGGGCCGCGCACGUGCACAGCUGCGUGCUGUGCCAGGCAAAGGGCUUUAUCUGCGAGUUCUGUGGGAAUGACAAGGACAUCCUGUUCCCUUUCGAGCUCAAUAAGUGCCGCUGCUGUGAAGAGUGCAAGGCCUGCUAUCACAAGAACUGCUUCCGCUCGGAGGACUGUCCGAGGUGCAGCCGCCUCGCUGCACGCCGUGAGCAGCUGGCCAGACGGAACAUGGAGCAGUAUGAGGAGGAGGAGGAGGGGGAGAGCGAGGAGCGGGGAGGGGGCUCAGACAGGGACAUGGGGGGCAGUGAAGAGAGAGACUGAGACCCGGAGAACAUGGCUGUCACAGCACCGACCCUACAGAGCCCACCCCCCCGUGCACUACUCCUCGCUCUGCACGGGAUCACAACGCACUGAGCUAUACCAUGAGCACAAGCCUUUAGACUUCAGUUCAGACAUGCUGCUUUAAAUGACUUCACUGAAGUCUUCAUGUGCUGCUUUAAUGACUUUAAUAAAGGGUCACAGACCAUUGAAGCUGCACAUUACUCUGAGAAACUGCGCUGCCUGACACAGCUGUUUCUCCUUGCGUACCGGCAGCGGGCUCUGGAUUAUCUCUUCACUCGCAGAUCUCGAGUUGCAGAGCACAGCCUCCUGUUGGGUCUCAAUGAGGGCUGUGUGCACCAGAGGGGGUUGUGUGCCCCCCAGAUUGCACAGCAAGGAGAGACUGGGGUUCAAAUUCAGCUGGACUGGAUGAAACAAACAUAUUUAAAACACUGACUUUUUAUUUAUUUAUUGAUAUUUUUUUUGGGAGAGUUCACAGUGCUUUGACCUGAAGCAGGUCCCCAGACAGUUGUACUGUCCUUCAUUUUCAGGGUUUUAAAACAUCCCACUUGCUGUGUUGCUGUGGGUGGCUCUGCUUGGGUGCAUACGAGUCUGGAUCAGCCCUCGCUGGCUCUUUGUGGCUCUGUGUUAAUAUUGGACUCCUUGUCUGGUUUCUGCAGAGGUCGUGGGUUUGGAGAAAUAAUAUUGGAAAAAGUCUAUAUGAAUGUGCUUCUAAGCAGGGUUGCAUUUGUAGUAAGAGGCUCUGUGUGCUCUGAUGAAGCAGGAAGAACACGCAGAGUGUCCUGAGAAAACAAGCAAUCACGGGAAGCAGUCCCUCUAUCGAGGGCUGGAAACCCACUCACCCGCAGACACAGAACUACCAUUCCGAGAUGAGUUUCUCAAACAGUCAGGACUGUGCAAGCCAUCUAAAUCUGCUCUGAAUGGACCAGAUCUGUCCAAACAGGAGCAGCUUUAUCACGGGCCAGUGCACAUGAUGGACAGCUGGAGAUCCCAGUAAUUCAAAUGACAUGGCAAUAUUUCAGAAGAAUGCAUUGCUCUGUAUGUCUUUAAAACAACCUCUGCAUUCACCCGAUGAAGAUGAGAUUUUAUUGCACUGUUAUACCGUUCAUGUAUUAGGCUGUUCUUAUAUAGCCUGUGCUCUCUUAAACAAGGGCCGAUUGCACAACAAGACUUUUCAUGUUGUCCCUGUCCGUUAGCGUGUUUGUUUGUUUUUCGUACUCUCUGCAGUCUCUGCUCCAUUGUGAACAGGAACGGCAGUGAAAGUGAUUUGAUAGUGAAAGUGCAUUAGUUAAUUCAGUAUUGAUGUUAAACACUGAAUUAAGUUGGGUGAAAAAUACUUUCAGCCGUAUUCAAAGUUUUUAGCAGCUUUCACAACUUAUUUUUCUAAUUUUAUAUAUAAUUACUAAUAUUGCAUUUCUACUAAAAGUUGUUUGAAUCAGAAGGCCCUGUGUUUUUUAUUUUUUUAGGGUCUGUUGCUCAGCUGAAAUUGAAACUGGAAUCCAUAUUUACUGACGUAUCUGCUCUGGCAGAUGGCCAAUCUGCUAUUCAGAGUUUAAACCUUCCCCUUUCCUAAACGAAACCAAGAGGUUCACUUUAUAUGAAAAGCAAGCCUGUAGUAAAGUUCUCCCACAAUUAGAUUGGAGCUCCUGUGAGUCCACCUCUAGAUCCUAGGUCCUGUCGGUACAGAGGGAGAUGCAUCUUCUAGUAAUGUUUUGCACAGUGAAUCUAUAAAAGACCCUGGGGACUCCCUGUGUGGGAGUGCUUAUGUGGUUCAGUGAGGUGGGAGUGAAGGGGAGUUUUCGCAGUGCAGCUGAGAGUGUUGAACACUGAUGAAGCUGUGUGCGCCGGCUUUGCAAUGAACAUUAAAAUAUAAAAGCAUCCACUGUAGAAGCGGGGCAAGCUGGAAGUCAUGCAAUUCACUUUUUUAAUAUAUAUUUUUUAAAGGCUGAAUGUGUGAAUAUCACUAAAUGUCCUGGAACACGACUACCAACAACCAAACGAGGCUGAAUUGGAGCGCCUGCUCUGUGGACCUGGCUUUCCAGUGAAGCACAGCCUGUGUGUGUAUAGUACAGAAGCAGUAUUGAACUCAUUUAUAUCAGACUAAUUCUGUUGUGUGUGUCUGUGUGUAUAUGUCCUGUAUUAUUAAUCUGCCACACAGUCUUGCUGUAUAUAAGAAUGACACAUUUUAUAGGAUUCUGUUACCAAUUUGGGAUGGAAUAGAACCUGAAACACUGCACUAUCAGAGAACUGUCCCCAAAUAGAAAAACACAAAAUCAACUAAA
Acipenser ruthenus (sterlet) is the source of this 5510-nucleotide messenger RNA. Its product is annotated as run domain Beclin-1-interacting and cysteine-rich domain-containing protein-like. The transcript is spliced from 22 exons. NCBI's taxonomy places the organism in Eukaryota, Metazoa, Chordata, Actinopteri, Acipenseriformes, Acipenseridae. Gene Ontology annotation, biological process: negative regulation of autophagosome maturation; negative regulation of endocytosis. Bases 199 to 3210 code for a protein of 1003 amino acids. Gene Ontology annotation, molecular function: phosphatidylinositol phosphate binding. Gene Ontology annotation, cellular component: early endosome; late endosome. The record is from RefSeq and is a predicted model, not a curated record.